Parascedosporium putredinis is the source of this 1326-nucleotide messenger RNA. The record is from the annotation of a GenBank genome assembly. Lineage: Eukaryota; Fungi; Ascomycota; Sordariomycetes; Microascales; Microascaceae.
AUGGCCAGCAACCCCGGCAAGUCGCGCUGGGCCGAGACCGAAGAAGACGUCGCAUACGAAGCCAAGCUCAAGAAGCAAAAGGAAGAGAAGAAGCGACUCAAGGCUGAGAAGGCGCAACGACUUCAAGCAGCGGAGGAGGAGGAGAAGAGUAGGCGGAGGGAGGCUGCGGAGCGUGCGAAACCGUCGACAGGCGUCGAGGACCGACCCCACAAGAAGCGCAGAAUCUCGCCCGAAACCGACGAUCCAGAAAAGGUUGUCGGGAGGAAGCGUCUAAAGACCUCGCUAUCGUAUUGGGCGCCAUGCCGUUCGGAGAGGAACUACACCAAGCUAAACGACAUUGAGGAGGGCACAUACGGGCUAGUCUCGCGCGCGAAAGAUAAUGGAACUAGCAGGAUCGUAGCUCUCAAGCGCCUAAAGACGGAUUCCAAGGAUCGCAACGGCUUCCCGGUGACGGCGAUGCGCGAGAUCAAGAUCCUCCGAGCCUGCGAUCACCGAAAUGUCGUGAAGCUCUUUGAGACCGUCGUCGCCGCCUCCGAUACAGCCUUUCCCACUGUUUCUCUAGUUCUCGAAUUCGUCGAACACGACCUCCGAAGCGUCCUGGAGGACAUGACCGAAACCUUUGUCCCUUCCGAGAUCAAGCGCCUAAUGCUCCAGCUCACCUCAGGCGUCGCCUACAUCCACGACCAUUACAUCCUCCACCGCGAUCUCAAAACCUCCAACAUCCUCCUCAACAACCGAGGCGUACUCAAGAUCGCCGAUUUCGGCAUGGCCCGCUACACCAGUGACCCUCCACCCGAUAACCUUACCUCCCUCGUCAUCACCCUGUGCAUCGGCUGCAUAUUCGCCGAGCUGCUCGAGCGCAAGGCCCUCUUUCGCGGAUCCGCCGAGGCCGAUCAAAUCUCCAAAAUCUUUGAGCUCGUCGGCCUACCAUCCGAGGAUGACUGGCCUGGCUUCCGGCGGCUUCCCAAUGCUAAAUCGCUCAAGCUACCCCGACAGCCCGGCCCCGUCGAGGACCGCAUACGACCCCGGUUCACCGACCUUACCAAGGCGGGCUGCUCCCUCAUGAGGGACCUCCUAUCUCUGAACCCAGACAACCGGCCCACGGCCAAGGAGAUGCUUCAGCACCCGUAUUUUGGCGAAGUUCCCAAACCCAAGGCCGAGGCGCUCUUCCCCACGUUCCCCAGCAAGGCGAACCAGGAGAGGCGCCCGCGCAAAGAGCCCCAUGCCCCUGCGAGGGGCGACCGGGCCGUCAAGCUAGGCGAGAUCGACGUGUCCCACCUUUUGGCAACCGUGACUCCGAAGCUAAAGGGGCUGGAUUUCGGUUGA